This is a messenger RNA of Nestor notabilis (Kea), 549 nucleotides long. RefSeq names its product ankyrin repeat domain 66 (gene ANKRD66). Gene Ontology annotation, molecular function: protein binding. The record is from RefSeq and is a predicted model, not a curated record. Lineage: Eukaryota; Metazoa; Chordata; Aves; Psittaciformes; Psittacidae. The transcript is spliced from 3 exons. Bases 1 to 549 code for a protein of 182 amino acids.
AUGACAGAGCUCCACGAAGCUGUGGCUGUGGGGGACUAUGACCUGGUGGAUGAAAUUUUGAGGACGGGGCGCUGUGACCCAAAUCACAAGGAUGCCGACUGGCACGACAGAACCCCGCUGCACUGGGCUGCUGCAAAAGGGCAGUCAGAGCUGGUCAAGCUCCUCGUGGACCACGGCGCCCGGCAUUCCCUGCGGACUGACGUGGGCUGGACUCCAGCUCACUUUGCUGCCGAGGCGGGCAGGCUGGGGGUGCUUCGCACCCUUCAUUCCCUGCAUGCUGCCAUGGAUGCGGCCGACCUCUUUGGUGACACUCCCAGGAGGCUUGCGGAGAUCUAUGGUCACCAAGAUUGCUCCAGGUUCUUAGAAAGAGCAGAGGUGGAGAGCAGAAACUAUCGCAGGACAGCUGCAAUGAAAGGAAUCCCAUUAGACCAGGUUGAUGAAGACUGGGAACUCAAGAAAGAAGAACUUAAGACAAACCCACCAUGUUCUCGGAAGAACUAUACAUCUGUUGCGCAAAAGAAAAGUCCAAAAAAGAGAGGGAAGCAGUAG